Uncinocarpus reesii 1704 is the source of this 1467-nucleotide messenger RNA. RefSeq lists its product as uncharacterized. NCBI's taxonomy places the organism in Eukaryota, Fungi, Ascomycota, Eurotiomycetes, Onygenales, Onygenaceae. Gene Ontology annotation, molecular function: transmembrane transporter activity. Bases 1 to 1467 code for a protein of 488 amino acids. The transcript is spliced from 2 exons. Gene Ontology annotation, biological process: transmembrane transport. The record is from RefSeq and is a predicted model, not a curated record.
AUGGCCGCUUCGUUUCCAGAAACCGAACAUAGCAAAGUGGGAAUGUAUGUUGGAACAAUCGCUUCGUCAUUCGCCUUCGCACAGUUCGUUACAAACUACUUCUGGGGCUGGCUCUCGGAUCGGAUUGGUCGCAAGCCGGUUAUCCUGCUCGGGACGAUCCUAACGGCGGCGUGCUUUGGGGCCUUUGGGUUUUGCAGGACACUUUGGCAGGCGGUUCUAGUGCAGGUUCUUAUGGGAGCAGUCAAUGGGAACCAGGGAGUGGUUUCGACGUGUUUGGGAGAAAUCACGGACCGCAGCAACCAGUCGCGUGCGUUCACUUAUUUGCCCGUGAUUUAUGGCGUGGGAGGGAUCACAGGCCCGGUGCUUGGUGGCCUCCUGGUGUCUAAAAAAGCCAUUCUCGACGAGAGAUUCCCCUAUCUUGGCCCAAACCUCGCCUCCGCAGCGAUUUUGGUCUUUGACUUUAUUGUGGCAUCGUUCUUCUUGGAAGAAAGCCUUGAAAAUGCAGUCACGCUUCCUGCUAUCGGAAAAAAAGUUCAUGAUAUGUUCACUUGGCUGUGGCAGUUUACAUGCUCGACAAGACCGUCCUACUUGAGGAGUAGGAGCUCCUCUGCGAGGUCCAGGCGGCGCAGAAGCUACAACAGCGACACAAGCGCCGACACUAGCAAUGUCGAAUCGACUACGGCGCCUCUCUUCGGCCACCGGCGGAAUCACGAGCAGCUAAACAGCGACGAAGUGCUGAACCGAGACGUGAUCCUCUUACUCAUCACAUACUUGAUUUUUGCUCUGUCAAAUGUUUCAUAUAACUCUCUGUAUCCGAUAUUUGGCCAGGCUUCACCGCCGGCCGGCCGUGGACUUACUCCCCAAGAGAUCGGCCUUUCUUUGGGGUUUGCAGGCGUCGUCACGAUAGCGUUUCAAGUAUGUAUAUUCGGCAAGCUACGAGAUAAAAUGGGGAAUAGGUGGUCGUACCGUGCUGGCCUGUUUGGCUUUGUGAUAUCCUUUGCUCUGAUGCCCUUUGUCGGGUACAAAGACAAGGCCGCGCUGGAGGGUAAAAUGUCACGGAGCGGCAUUUUGCUUGCCAUCGAGCUUUGUGUUGUCUUACUCUUAAAGACUAUUUCAGCGGUCGGCGGCUUGACCAGCGCCCUACUCUUGAUCACAAACUCUGCGCCAGACAACUCGGUUCUCGGCGCCCUCAACGGCCUCGCACAGACCCUUUCCGCAGCCGGUCGCGCAGCCGGACCCUUCUUAUCUGGCAGCCUGUUCUCUAUCGCGAUGAAAGUGAAACCAAAAGGGGAAGCGCUCGCCUUUGGUGUUUUUGGCGGUAUCGCGUUCCUUGGGUUUCUGCUUAGUUUCGGGAUUCGAUCUCGAAAUUUAGAGGCAGAGGGAUGGCGAGAACCGAGCGACGGUGACGACGAUGACGAUGAUAUCAAUAAAUCUGAUGAUGAUGAAAAUGGGCAUGCUACUGUUUGA